GCUCCCCAAAGGCAAAUAGCCUCAGUGCAGUUCGGUCCAUCUUGAUUCAAGUAUGAUUAUUUCAGGCUUGAAUACGAGAUGAUUUUAGUUUUCAAUGCUUUCGAUAUGAAAAUGAUAUUAUGUGUCAUCACUGCCGCUCCCCAAAGGCUAAUCUCCCCGGGGCGGUUUCAUUUCAUCUUGUUUCAAGUAUCAUUAUUUCAGGCUUAACUGUUCGGCAAUCUCUCUAACGUACAGUCUAUUGUUUCUAUGGGAAAAAAGCGAGUGAAGUCUGACAAGAUUUCUCAGGUUGCUGCAAGAUAUACUUUGUUGUCAGUAUGGUGCCUGACCUGCCAGCCCCAAAGAUUUCCAAAUAGUAAUCCAUCUAAAUGUUGGAGUAUUUGCAGUCCAAUUUCCUCAAUAUAAAUCUGCCGAGUACCUUUCAUAGACUUUACCAAGCUUUCUGGCAAAGUUGAGAUCAGUGCAGUCAGCUGGUGUCAGCCGAUUUGAAUCGUGACUCGUGACUUAUUGUGUACGCUAUUCUGUGAUGCCCGGAUACCAUUCCCGCUUGAUCGCACAUUUGAGGACGUGACUUAAAUCUCAUUGCUUAUCAAAGCUAAUGACGAAACUGUGCCAUCAUUGGACAUUGGCCUGUUGACUGUAACCUCGUGCCUCAUGCCUCACUCUGUCCAUGAUGUCAUUGCCUGGAUUAAUUUAGAUUAAAACGUCAGUUGUGUACUUAUGUCACAUGCGUCAAUCAUGGUCGCUCUCGCUAAUUGUUGUAUUACACGAAUGAUUUAUCGCAGUGUUUGUAAACGACAAUCAUUCGGGCUCGAGAGUAUUGUUCUGUUCUGUUUAACAGCGCUCAGAUACCGAAGUAAUCACUCAUAAAACGGGAUUCUUUGUGUCAGGUUGUGAGUCCAUAUUAUGAUUUUGUUGCCAGCAUGAAUGUUUGUAUGAUUUGAUAUCCUGCGGCCUGCAGUAUUGUUGACUGGUGUUUGUGAUAAUUUCCAACUGCAGUUACCAUUCCGGAAUAGCAGUUAUCUGAAGUGUUGGAUGAGGGGGCUCGGUAGAUUACCUUUACUCAUAAAACAGGAUUGUUUAUGUUUGGUUGUGAGUUUUUAUGAGUUUGUUGCUGGCACGUACAAUUGUAUAAAUUGAUAUCAAAGAUGUGGUCUGCAACAUUGUGGACUCGUGUUUGUAGUAACUUCCAACUACAGUUACAGUUCGGAAUAGCUGUCUAUCAGAAGUAUUGGAUGCAGGGGGCUCGGUAGAACACCUGUCCGCCUAACUUUCGUGCCGAGUCACUCGUGUGGCGAAUAGUUUUUGCCCAAACGUGCUGUGAUAGUUUAAAAUUUCACGCAGAGGAUUAGGGAAAUCUUUUGAUGUUUUCAUGCAAUUGUUUUUGCAGUCGUAAUUUCGGUUCUGGGUGGGCAAGGUGUGAGUUGAAAAGUGGAUCAGGCCGUAUUUUAGCUCAGUGGAUUUGAUGGAGUCCCGCUUCUGGUAAAGAUUUCAUAUAGAAUAAUAAGAGGCAGAGGCUCAAUUCUGGGCCAUGAUGCCCAGAUGAUGAUCAUAAUCAUAUCCUGAUUCAUGUGAGCUUGGUUAUGAGAAUAUUAUGCUGUGUGGUAGAUUGGAAUAUUUGUUUUUGAAAUGUCUAUAUCGCAAGAUGUGGGAAUUUGCCCCUGGAGUAAGAAGAUGACUCUGCACGCAGCGUUGCCAUUUGGAAUACGAUUGUUCGAUUGUGUGAGUUAUGGGCAAGUGUUGUAAAGAGGUGAUUAGUCUGUCUGAACUAUGACACAAGACUUCAUGUUUCUAUUGCUGUAAGGCUAUGCGAGCAUAACGGAGCCCUUUUGUGAACUUACAUUAAUUUUGGAGUCGCUCCUGUCGAUUUAUUGCAACAAUUUUAGAAGGGAUAUUCAGAAAACAAGCCAAUGCAUUGCCUGACACUGGAGUAUCAUCAAAGAAGUAAGGUUAUGAGAUAGCACCCCCAAAAUCUUAUGGAAUACUGUCAGGGGUGCUCUUGUUCUUUUAUUGCGCUAGUGUGUGGAUUAUUCAUGUUAGGAGUAGCGCGAUGCUCGACGAUAGGAGAAUGCAGGUCAACAGAUUGAGGAGAAGUUUCCGAUACUCUUCAAAAGAGAAAGAGGGCGACACUAGUAGCAAUAGAAGUAUCAAAAGCCGGUCGACUUCCAGCCAGAGAAGUGUGGAGAAAAAACCAGCGACUACAACAUGUACCAAACAAGACUUCACUCAAAGCAAAAGCAAGAGCGUGGCGACGCUCAAGCCCCCUCCAGAACCGCGGCGGCGGAAUUCCCUCCCGCUCGCCAUCAGGGAUUGGUUCCUUAGCACUAACGAAGCUAACGCGGGGAAAUCGCCGCCCGUCGAUCCAAAGGAUUUCUCGCCAAAUGAGAGUGAGAGUUUACGAAAGAAUAAAGCUGUUGAUGACUCGAGCCAGGAGAAGCAAUCAAAAGCUCAGAAUCGUCUCGGCAACUUAUUCAGUCCGGCCGCCACCUCUUUCAAGGACAGGGAGAAACUCGAACAACUCUAUGAGAAGCUACAGAUCUACAACCUGCAGGGCCUGCCAGAAAUGCCCGAUCUUCUGAUGAUCGGUCGGCCAAAGUUCGAUCCAUCUUUAUACGAGUUAGAGGAGCACUGGACGGAUAUCGUUGACAAUCAUACUGCUCUGAGCGAGAGGGAACGUAACCACCAAGCUGCAGUGUGGGAACUCAUCCAGACGGAGGUGACCUACAUCAAGGGUAUCGGGGUGAUCAUCGACGUGUUCUUGUGCUGUAUGGUCAAUCUGCAAAACAGUCUAUUACUAAAUGAUAUUGAAACGGAUCGAUUAUUCAGCAAUAUUGUCGAUGUGAUUGGUGCAAACCGCCAGCUCUGGGAGGAACACAUGUUACCCGUCGUCGAGGAAGCCAGACAGACACGUCAGCCUCUAUCGGUAUCCGGGAUGAAAGAGGGAUUUUUAAAGUUUAAUGACAUGUUCCAGCCAUAUCUCCGUCACUGUCUAGACCAGGAGGGGUCGGUCAUGUAUCUCAGGGACUCGUGUCGAGAUAAUGAACUCUUUAAAAUAUUUGUCAGCUGGGCUGAGACACAGAAGCAAUGCGAGCGUCUACGACUGCAGGACCAGAUCGUAAAACCUAUGCAGAGACUAACCAAGUAUUCGUUACUAUUAAGUGCAAUAAAUAAGAAGACGGAAAAUCCACAGGAGAAAGAGGAUCUCGAAACUAUGAUAAUUUCAGUCGAUAUAUUUGUUAACUUCGUCAACACCACACUGCGUAAGCGCCAUGAAAAAGAGCGCCUGGCAACGAUCAUUGACAGGAUCGAAUCUUAUGACGUCGUGGAUAUUCUGAACGAGGAAUGUAGUAAGAUCUUAAACGACUACACCCAGUUAGAUCUGACGUGUCCGAUGCCAGGAUGCAACCCUCAGCAGACGCGGCACUUGCUAUGUGAAGGUGCACUCAGGUUUAAAGAUGGAAUUAGCAAGUCGACGGAUGCAUAUUGUUUCUUGUUCACUGAUAUGUUCCUGAUCACCAAGGCGAGUAAACGUGGUGACAAGGAUAAGGUCAAGAUCAUCAAACCGCCAAUCAGAAUUGAUCAGGUGAUCGUACAUGAACUCAAGGAUGGUGGGAGUUUUCUGGUGCUCUUAGUCAACGAAUACAGGGUGGCGUGGUCCGCGUAUACAUUCCAUGGCGAACAGAUCAAACUCUGGGUCGGCAAGAUACAGAAAGCACAGGCGUUAUAUCAAGAAGCCCGUUUACGCGCCCAGUACCCGGAGGAUGAAGACUUGUACUACCUCCCGGAUGAAUUUGACGACGAUUCGUUAAAUUAUCCGACGGCCGCCAUGAUGAACAUGCCAGGACUUAAACCAAGUAUUAGCCAUGAGAAUCUCUCGCUGAGGCGGACAUCUUGUUCAGAGUCGGACUUUAAUCAGUUUAAUAUAUCGCGUGCGAAGAGCACGGAGUGUUUGCUAUCGCGGCCGGAGAGUGUUGAUUCGUUGACUCAUAAUCAUCACAAGCCGGGGUUGGAUCGAAGGUAUGAUUCGCUGCCACCAAAAACGCAUAGUUUUAAUCAAACUGUGUCGGAUGAGGAAGAGGAUUAUGAUUCUUUGGGGCGGUCGAGCACCGGGGGACGGGGAAGCCUCAGAUCUGAUGGUUCCAGUCCGUUUCCACGGCGGCGCUCCGUGCCGAAGGACGGUAGGGAACAGGGUCAUACUUUAGCCGUCCCGGACGUGAAUAUAUUGCCACCCUCUCGUUCCCCGCCCGCGUCGCCAUCGCCUGUGCGGCGUAAAUUAUUGUCUAUGCAACGAAAAGACUCACCGAAGAACUCAAAAUCAAAAUCUUUGUCAGUAUCUGAGUCUAUUUCAAGUAGUGGUACGAAUUCACCAUCAUCGAGGAUGUCGCCGGUAGACAGUCGUGGCGUGUUUGGUGAAAAUCCGCGAAUCUCGUUAACGAUGGAGGAUAAUGGGAAGGGGAAGUUCAACCAAAGACGAUCCGAUAAACGUUAUCACACGGUGGACAGUAUUGAAAAUGUGCAAAAGAAAGAUCGGGACGCGUCAAUACAUAAACGUCUUUCAUGGAAUUUAGGAGCUUUGGAGGUCUGUGGCGGGCCUACUGAGGACGAACGAACAUUACAGGAAUCGACCGGCGUUUCGACGUCGUUACGGAGCGUCGUAAGCUCGAGUGGUUUCUCGUCGACAGGGUCUUUACAAGCAAACCAAGACCCUGAUCAUCGUAGGACUGCAUCGACUGAUAGCGUCUUUGAAAAUUCAAAUGAAGUGACUAUUACAGUCAGUGCCCCGUUACGCCGAGCUGACCGUCCGCAAUCCACGUCUGCGCUCCAACCGCCGAGUCUCAGUUUGGAUUCGGCGGAGGAGGCACUGAAGACGCGUAGUCUGACGUUGCCACAUCAGUCGGCGAGUGAGGAUGGAAUUUCAUUCUCGACGUCAGAUUCGUCUUUAGCAACGACACCAGAGGGCCGGAAACGUAUGACGCACUCCCAGAUGAUGAGGCUGAAGAAACAGUUGUUGUUGAGUUCAGACCUUGAGGCAUCUAGCACCACCUAGGGGUAGAAAUGAGAGGUUUAGGAGUCCACAUGCACUGCCCUCUAUCAGAUUGUUGUGGAACUACAAGAAGUUGGACGACAUAGGGUCACAGAUACAAACCCAUGAUCUUUCAAGAAAUCGUUCAGAAGUUGUAACAGGACCUUUUUGUUGACAUUUUAACACUCAUUUAAUAGAACUAUUUUAGUUUCUAAUCAAUCCAAUGUUUUAGUUUUGUAUGACUUGUUUUUAGACCCAGUAUCCAAGUCUGUCCAGAGGUACCCUCACCGAAAGGCAGUGUGAUAUCAGUCAGGAUUCAGUCAGGUUGCAGUGUUACCUCACAUUUUUAUGGCAGUGUUGAAAUCAGUGGAAAGCAGUCAUAGGGAGUGUUUUUCAGUCACGCAAUACCAAAGCAUACAGUUAUACAGCAAUCAAAAAUAGAGGUUAGGGAGUCAUAAGCAGUGGUAAGACAGUCAAAAUCAGUGGUAAGGCAGUCAAAAGCAGUGCUCAUUUAAAUAUUUAGGCUGACUGAUUUCCACUGCUUUUGACACUGAAAAUGACUCCCCACUAUGCAUCAUGCACAGGGCUGGCAGUGGGGUUCAGUGUUAAUUUAAAUAUUUCGCAGCACACUGAAUCCACACUGAAACACCACUGAUUUUGACUGCCAUUUCCAAAACCUCUUGGAGGGAGCAGUCAUUUUCAGUGUUAAUAUGAAUAAUUUAUUUAAUGGCAUGCAGGCACGGAUGCCGAGAGAGGUUUGGGGGACGUGACCCCCUGUGCUGAUGACAACCAAAGAAAUUGUUCGAAAAAGCAAAAACUUCUAGCAAACUGUUACUUUUGCUGUCCUAUUUUAGACGGUGUGUUUGCGUCCAAUAUGGCAGUGAUGACGUCAUCUGCACAAAUAGAGGACAUCGCCAUUGCAUGAUGACGUGACACAGUAAAAAGAUGACAAAUUCACGUCCUUGACCAACGUCAUUGCAAACUUUGUCAUAAUGACAGUGGUCAGAUGGGUUACUAGACAAUUGAAACGACACAUGGCACAUAGCUACUGUCAGUGAUGUCAGGGAUUAGAGCUAGAUCAAAUUGGCGUCCAAAUAAAGUAACUGCACGCGGCCUGUAGAAUAAUGAUCUAACUGAUUGAUGUGUAUUGAGCUCCCAUGCAGAUAAUUUGCAGUGUAUGCAUACAUUACAAUUAACACCUAUAGGGCCUACAGUAGAUGCAUGAAGAUACAUGCAGAUAUCUUGCAGUGUAUGCAUGCAUUACAACACCUAUAGGGCCUACAGCCUUCUUGAUUUGCUGAAAAUACAACUUCAGUGACUGUCUAGAUUACCCUUUUUGCAUUCAUUUGGCUCCUUAUGUGUUCCAAUUCAAACUGACUAAAACUCCCCUCUUCUUAUAUUGAAAUUCGGGUAAAUAUCGAGAAAUAUGAAGAGCUACCAUGAUUCCUUGAAUGUUUGACUAUCAAAUUCAAACUUACUAGCUUCCUGUCUCAGGUUGAAUUAUGGGUGAUAUUUAACACUGAAUUUGACUGCAAUUACCACUGCUUUACACUGCCAUCAAGUCUUAAUCUCACCAGUCAUAAAGCAGUGGUUUUCAGUCAUGUUGAAAAUGCCACGGGUUUCGAUCAGAGUUGGAGAAGUGGAAAUCAGUGGUCUUUCAGUCAUAGGCAGUGUUUUUGAAAUACGUCGUUCAUAAUGAUAUGCAAGUGGCAGUGCUUUGCAGUGGUCUUUCAGUCAAAAUCAGUGGUUUUAAAACAUUAAGAAAAAAUGAUAUGCCUAAGACAGUCAUAUGCAGUGGGGGUUUCAGUCAAAAGCAGUGUGAUGCAGUCAUUUUCAGUGCACUGCCUUUCGGUGAGGGUAUGUCUUGAAGUGAGCUAAUUAAAGGGACACUUUUUGCUGCUUAAAGGAGUAGUGUCUCCAGAUAAUACAGAGUGGGCAUUAUGGUCCGUGUAGUGUUGCUGUCUAGAGAGGUAAAGAGGUGUGUAGACCUGGCUCAAACCUCUGGGACUGAAGAAUACAGAUAAUGCAAUCAUUUCCCGCUUGUAGUCAAAGGUAGCGGUCCCUGCAGAUACUGUGUAGACGCUAUUAAGCCAGUGAAAGGGCGCCUGUACAAAAGGCCUGUAUUACCUGCAACAGGCUUGUGUGUAACAGAUGCACAAAAACUGGCUUGAUAGCUCCAUACAGUAUUAUUGUGAACCUCAAAGAUAUAGCAAGUUUGUUGUUGAAAAUAACAGUCUCGUUAAUAUUGCAAAGUUACCAUCUGUUUUUUCCAUUACGUUACCUUCUAAGAAUAUGUUUUUGAUUUUAAAUUUUAUUGCUGUAUAGGCUUGAUUUAGAGGAAAGGCGAACAUGCAAUGUCUAUAAUAUGCACCAUUGUAAUCUUUUGUUAGACUUUAGUUUGAGGUCGUGAGGUCGUUGGAACAGAUGGCUGUGCACCCUGUAUUCAGUCCCCCAGGAGUGGGGCCAACGCAGGGUACCACAGCCCUCUUGCAGCUAUGCUAGGCCGGCAAAAAUGACAAUGAACCCUUUCGCUGCGGGUGACGUGCUAUGCACCUCAUGCACAUGGCUCCAUGACAUGCAUAGUAUGUUAUGCUCCACUAAAAUUUCUAUUCACCAGCACUUGGUUCCACCCCCCUGAAACAUGCCAAAUGCAAAUUUGUUUUUUCACUUCUGAAGAGUUUGGACUGUUCAGAUAAAAGUAAGCCCUUCUGUUCAAUAUUUGUAGCUACUGUAGCGAAAGGGUAAAGGAGUUCCUGGGCCGAGGUUGUUUUCUUGGAUGCAUAGCAGCGCCAUCUGCUCAGAAAUUCUGUAAACAUAUUCCCUAGUUUAUUCCUUACGAAAAAGAUCUAAAAUUCCAUGGUGAAUUCAGAAUUCAUCAUGCUUAAGCCAUUAGGAAUGUAGAAUUUUCGAUGCUUGCCAUGGUGGAAUAUCUUAUUGUUCCAAUUCACCAUUGUGAAUUGCUGUCAGUUUACCAUGGUGAAUUGUGGAUUUACCAUGGUGUAUUGUGGAUUUACCAUGGUGAAUUGUGGAUUUACCAUGGUGAAUUGUGGAUUUACCAUGGUAAAAGGGAUGCAUUUUUCCUAAGAGAUGAGACUAAUGUCAGUUAUCUCAGAACAAAGUGGUCUUGUAUCAAGGCCAACUACCUCAUUAUGAAACUGUUGAUCAAGCUUUCGUGCAAUAUGUAAAAAUUGUCAGAAAUCAAUAUUACAGUUUGGCCACUUUGCCCUCCUUGUCAACGACUUUUACCUUCUGUACGUUGACCAUGUGAGUGGUCAUCGAUGCUAUUGCACUCACAGUGCAUAUCCUGUUGUCGUCACACCAAGCCACCCACGCAAAUCUGGUCCUCUGGAAUGAAUCGGUCAAUUUAUGAAAAUAGCCCAUGAAAUAUCAUACUGUGGUUAAACUUACCGACUUGCUGAUACAUUUACUGUUUUCAUCAGGCACCUUUUCAAUUGAUUUUUACAGUAGCAACACCGAGUCCGAGUGGCAAAAUAUUAUCCAUUACAAUGACUCCUGUUUUAUCAUAUAAAAACCAAUAUUGGAUCUAAAAGACUGAGGGUGUUCAAAAUUAGAAGUUAGGUUAGAUUUUCCAAUUAUUGUUAAUUGAACUCGAAAGUUAGGAAUAUUUGUGAAUUAAGAUUUUGUGUUCAUUAAACUAUGACAAGCAGCCCCCUCAGCCUCUUAGAUUCACCUACGACGAGUUCAGUAUUAAAGGGAAACUGUAGGCAAGAGCAAGGUGGGCCAGAUUAGGUUAGGGAAAGUCCCAAAAUGUGUCUCUACUAUCUCUCAGUACACUGGCAUGAUUCUCUUUUCGAGUUGAACCAGGCCCAGUUCCCUGACUGUUAUCUUGAGUCCCCCAGUUGGACCUCUUGCUCCUGCCUAUACUAGUUUUUAAAUGGCUGAUAAAGCUUUACAUUACUAUAUUUUGAGCAAUUGGAAUUUUGAACCCGUAGCAGCUUUAAUAUGCCCUUGGCUAAUACAAACUUAAUUACCAAGGGUGGCAGUAAUAGUUAGCGGUACAAUACAAUACAGAGCCUACUGGGGAUGAAAUUGACAUGGGCUGGAAAUUUAUUGUGUACAUGACCUGCAGUUUACGAGAGGCUGUAUUCAACUGGCCUAACACCCAAUACAUCCUAAUGAGCAUCAUGCAUAAGGAUAUUAUUACGCAGAUUUGCCUGGUUAUUUUGCAGAUCAGAGAAUCACCUCCAGUAUACAUAAGUGGCCUGAUCAUACUUCUGCAAAUAGUUUCAUCAAAUUACUAUGCCAAGUCAGGAGAUGUUAAUUUUAUUUGAUGCAGUUGCCAAAAAUCAUGCAAUUACAAUUGUAUUUAAUAAGUAUGUGAAAUAUGUAACUAAUGUAUAAAGUGAAAUGGAAAUUCAGAUGGAAUUUCAACGCACACUUUUGUAAACCUUCAACCUGUAUUAUAAUUUUUACUUGUGUUAAUCAGUUAUUUAUAGAUUUUACAUGUACUAGUAUGUCAAAGGGUUUUAUAUUCUAUAAUAAUCGUAAAUUCUAUGGGGUCAUCCGUUAUUAUCAACAUUUUCAACAACAAUUAACAAAACGAUAAAUGUAUGCUUGUAGAAUUUCAAUUAGAUGUUGAUCAAUAUAAAAAAUCGACAUCAUUAAAAGUACGUUUUGGGAGAGGAAGGGGGCUGCCAAAAGAAGUAUUUAGGUUGUGUAAUUUUUUUUAAAAUCUUGAUGAUAUUGGAUGACCCCUUAUGUAGCUCUCAUGGCUGUUCUGAUGAAGUUUGACUUUGUCACUGAAGUGAGGGCUUCUUAACAAGAAUAAAGCGAAAUGUUUUGACUUUUUCAUUUCACUCAUCAAGAAAUGAAAGGUACAGUCGUGUAAAUGGGUAUAGAUUACAUUGAGCCAUACAUAAGAAAUCCAUCAGUUCGGGUUUACAUAUGAGUCACAAUGGGUGAUAUGAAUAAAGACUAGCAAAUGCUUUUAUCUAAAUCUCCAUGUACAUUUACACUAGGCCUUUCUGUACAAAACUGAAGUAAAAGCAUUUACUAGUCUUUAUUCAUAUCACCCAAUGUCAGGGUUCAUGUUUCACAUGUCACAGAUCCCUUAUCACGUCACUCGUGAUUACUGGUGGUCCAGGAAAAUCGAAAUGCAGUUAUACACAAUGUUAAAGUGCAAUUGUUAUGCAAACGAAUUUGCUGAAACUUGGUAUUCAUAGUAUUUGUAUAUCUUUCUACACAAUGGCGAUGCUGAAAGCUAUAUUUAGUAUGUUUAUAAACUCCAUCGGAAAUUUUCAAAUUCAAUUACCGGUACAAUUUUCAAAUGUUUCACGGACAGCGUGGGCCUUUAAAUGACUGAAGCUUGAACACACGAUAUAACUGACAGCAGGGGGAAAUUUAAAUGACGUAAUGAAUCAUAUGUAGUCCGGUCUUUGGAAAUGACUGUCUGUUCUUAAAGGAGAUCAUUAUAACAUUGACUCUAUGUAAACUAUAUGUAAACCCAGCAUUAUUGGCAUUGACUUUAUAUUAUCAGUUUUUGUUUCCAAUAUUCAGGAAAUUACAUUUGCAAAGGUUUGAUUUUAAAUGUUACAUGACAGUUUAAUCGGGAGAAGGGUAUGGGAAUUCACAAUCUGUUUGCAGAGUUUGUGCAGCCCUGCAUAUGCAGUCUGGAACAGGGGGUUAAUAAUGUACAUAUGUAAGUUGUAUAUAUCAUUGUUGUAAUCUGUUUAUAGUUAACAUAUACACUCAGAGCCAAGGCUGCUUUACAUUGGAAUAAAUGGAAAAAGUGUGAAAUUAUAUCUUUGUCUUCUUUAUGUUUAUCGUCACAGCAAAACGUGGUGCAUAUUGCACAGAAGAGGAGCUAGGAGGAGCCUAAAUGACACCACGAGAUACAUUGUAAUGUAUCUUAAUCUAAAAUAAUGACUGAUAAUACGAGUGAUAGAAAACCAAAAGGUACAAUGUCCUACUUGUGAUAAAUACGUUUCAUACAGCAAUAUGGCAGCCCACAGGAAGACUAAGAAACAUUAGAGAAACAGAUGAGUAAGUUAUGGGUAC
Lineus longissimus is the source of this 11038-nucleotide messenger RNA. Its product is annotated as pleckstrin homology domain-containing family G member 5-like. The transcript is spliced from 15 exons. Gene Ontology annotation, biological process: Rho protein signal transduction; endothelial cell migration. Gene Ontology annotation, molecular function: guanyl-nucleotide exchange factor activity. The record is from RefSeq and is a predicted model, not a curated record. The coding region runs from base 2048 to 5044 and encodes 998 amino acids. Gene Ontology annotation, cellular component: endocytic vesicle; plasma membrane; axon. Lineage: Eukaryota; Metazoa; Nemertea; Pilidiophora; Heteronemertea; Lineidae.